AUGGCCAAUCUCAUACUUCCUACUCGAUACCAGGAGACCAAUGAUGGCUGGGUCCGUGAGGACGACGAUCAACAACCCACCAGCACCCUCCACAACCAUGUGCUCGAUGCAAAAGACAAGUUCAUUAUCAGCUCAUUUGACGCCAACGUCAUGAAGUUGAAGAUCACGGUCGGAGUGAGAAAGGACAUUUGCACCUGGGAAGAGACNCCUGAUCCCAACGCCUUCCAUUAUGAAUUCGUUCCACAAUGCCAAGGUCGCCAGCGUACUAUACCUACCCGCUUUCACGAAGAACAAGUCCAAGUUUGCCUGGAGAACAACUGGAUCCCCAUGGUUGAUUAUCUCGAGGAGGAGUCUAAGAAGGAUGAGACGAACCCCAACUACGUUACUCUCCUCUGUCCCGAAAACAGAACAAAGUUGGUGCUCAAAGCCCAGCAGAAAUGGUGGGAUGCAAACAAGAAGUCCUUCCCAUUCCUUGAACUGCCCAGCGAAUUGAGAAACGGAAUCUACCGCCAUGCUGCUCCUCAGGACGCCAUCGAACCCUACGCUCGACACUGUAUGCGCGGCAGAGGCAUGCCACACAUCAACGAUCGUAACGACAUGGUCUCCGAUCUGCUCAGAUGCAACAAGGUUGUCGCUCAGGAGAUGCGCGCAUACAUGUUCAGAUGCCUUCCUCUACUCAUCAACCACGGACGACUGCUCAGCAAGACUCUGCGCCGAAAUCUCGAGUUUCCUCGCAAGUUGCUUACUCACCUCACCUUGGCCUUCCCUACCCACCGAGAUAUCAUCAACAUUUUUGGGCUCAACGCCAGAAACAUCAAUACCGAUGAGGAAAUCACUAUAGAGGGUAAGGAAUUCACAGCUCUGUCUCUAUGCCGUGACCAAUUGCCUUUCAUCAAGAAGCUGGAGAUUAUCAUUCCAUCUCGCGAGGUGCUCGACAAGACGUACGUGAACUACUGCCAUACCGACGCAACCACAAUGCUACUCGAAAUCAUGUGGCCCUACAUUCAAGGCCACCCCGUCGUCCUCGGUGGCAUGGUCAAGAAGUGGCAGAAGAAGUUAUGGGAGAAAAAGCUCGCCCAGGCCCACAAGGAGUACGAAGAGAGUCUGGCUGAUACUGAAGUCGGCGGCGUUCAAAUCACUCAGGAGGACCGUGACAGAUACGAUGGCAAAGCAGAACACAACGACUAUGACGAGGAUGGAAACUGCUGUGAUUGCGCCAAGUCUUGCUGUUUGCUUCAUUACGAGGAGCCCGAGGACGAAUACGAGUACCAUAUCCCAUUCAUCUGCCAAUGCGAUCCGCCAUGCUUGUGGGGCAAGUGGACCGACGGAGAUCGCAUCAGAGACAAGGACGAGGAUGAGGAUUGA
Molecule: messenger RNA, 1365 nt
Organism: Aureobasidium vineae
Lineage: Eukaryota; Fungi; Ascomycota; Dothideomycetes; Dothideales; Saccotheciaceae
Source: the annotation of a GenBank genome assembly